Messenger RNA from Rhineura floridana, 3122 nucleotides. RefSeq names its product neutrophil cytosolic factor 2 (gene NCF2). The transcript is spliced from 15 exons. The coding region runs from base 382 to 1938 and encodes 518 amino acids. The record is from RefSeq and is a predicted model, not a curated record. Gene Ontology annotation, molecular function: superoxide-generating NADPH oxidase activator activity; protein binding. Gene Ontology annotation, biological process: respiratory burst; superoxide anion generation; phagocytosis. Gene Ontology annotation, cellular component: NADPH oxidase complex. NCBI's taxonomy places the organism in Eukaryota, Metazoa, Chordata, Lepidosauria, Squamata, Rhineuridae.
AUCAGUACAAACAUAGAUGAGGAGGGGGAUUUUGCUGAGGCAUGGAGUGGAAUUCAGAAGAAAGAAGGCAUAACAGUAGCUGAAAGAGGAGGAAGCAUCAGAAAAUGUGGCAUGCCUAUUCAUCACACAUUUACAGAGAGUGCUCUGUUUAGAAACCGCUUCACUUCACAUCAUUACUUCCCCUCUUGUAGCUGGCCUGUUAUCAGUUGAGUGGAGACACUUCCUGCUCUGAUUGCAACACUCUGAAGAAUUUUCAGAGGAAUGAACACAAGCAAGCAGAGCACAUUGGCUGAAAGUGCAAGACAGAUUAAGACGAGGGGGAGCAGGUAUUUGUGAGGAACUUUGCCUGCCCCUGGACUACUACAGGUUCCCACCUUUGCCAUGUCACUUGUUGAGACUAUCCGCCUCUGGAGUGAGGGUGUAUCUGCAGCAGAUCGCAAAGAUUGGGCAGGAGCCCUGGCAGCCUUCACUGAAGUUCAGAAUCCUUCUUCCAAAAUCUCCUUUAACAUGGGCUGCAUCCACCUGAUCAUGGGAAAUUUGGAUGAGGCACAGCAGGCCUUUACCAGAAGCAUUAACAAUGACAAGCACUUAGCAGUUGCCUACUUCCAGCGAGGAUUCGUGGCUCACCAAAUGGAAAAUUAUGAGUCAUCCAUUAAUGACUUGAAAGAGGCAUUUGCUCAGCUACGAGGGAACAACCUAAUAGACUACAAGAUCCUAGGCCUGCAGUUUAGGUUGUUUGCUUGCGACGUGUUAUACAACAUAGGACUUGCUCACGCCAAGCUGGAGGACUGGAAGAAGGCUGAAGAGCAUUUGACAAUGGCAAUGAAAUUGAAGAGUGAGCCCCGGCACAACAAAAUUGAUAGAGCCAUGGAAUCCAUCCUGAAGCAAAGAUUAUUUGAGCCCAUAGUGAUUCCUGAAGGGAAGUUCUUUCGGCCGAAUGAGAAGCAAGUGGCACAGCUGGAGAAGAAGGAUUAUUUAGGGAAGGCCAUGGUUGUGGCAUCGGUGGUUGACAAUGAUGAGUUUUCGGGCUUUGCUCCCCUUCAGCCUCAGACAUCAGACCCACCUCCCAGACCAAAAUCGCCAGAAACCCUCAGGGCCCUGCAGGGAGAACCUCACAGAGUCUUGUAUGAAUUUACACCAGAAACAGCAGAAGAACUUGGAGUCCUUCCUGGCAACAUUGUUUUUGUCUUGAAGAAGGCAAAAGACAACUGGGCCACUGUUGUCUUUAACGGGAAGAAAGGGAUUGUACCCUGCAACUAUCUAGAGCCAAUGGAAAUGCAGAACAAACCUUCCGUCCGGGAGGAAAAUAAUGCAGAAAUGGACAUCCCUGCCCCACCCAGCUUUGCUGCCCCAGAAUGCCCUGACAGGCUUCCCCCAGCUGAGAGAACAGCACCACAGUUUGUUGGCCUGGCCACCUCAACUCCGUAUGUUAUCAAGGUGCACUAUAAAUACACAGUAGCUCUGCAAGCAAGCCCUGAGCUGCCUUACAGCAGCCUCCUGGAGAAAGUGUGCCAGAAGCUGGAGCUCUCACCACAGCACACAAGACUGAGCUACCGGCCUACAGAUGGCAAGGAGCUGGUGCUACUCAGCAAGGAUAGCGUGAUGAAGACCCUGUGGAGUCAUGCCAAGGACAAUUGUUUGACAUUAUGGUGCAGCAGUGAGCAGGUAGGCAAAGAUGAUCGAAGCAUGGAAGAUGGCAAGAAGGCUCAUCAGAAGAUACUAAAACAGACAGAAGCAAAACAGGUUGUAGCACGGUACACUUAUGAAGCCAGCCAGCCAGAGGACUUGGAAUUCCAACAGGGGCAGACAAUACUUGUUCUGGCUAAAGUGAAUGAUGAAUGGUUGGAAGGAGAGUGCAAUGGAAAAGUUGGCAUUUUCCCCAAAGCUUUUGUUGAAGAAGACAGCAGUCAAGAUCCUCAGUCUCUUUCUGCAGCAUAACAAGAUCAAAACCCCACAAAGAACUGAGGGGAACCUGAUGUAGUCCCCCCCCCUCCAACUCAUUUCAUUACACUGAAGACAUUCUAUCCAUGUUCAAUGAAUCCUUUGGGAAUUAGUUUAUUUUACUUUUUGGAUGUUCUGAUCUGCUUAAAUCAAUACCCCUUGAAGUCCACAUUUUUUAACCUGUCUCCAAGCUUCAGCAUGAGUGAAUUCAGUUAUGUGAAAUAACUGAAAUUUCUAUGAUCAGUCAUGAUAGCAGCAGUAGUAGACAAGGUUGUACAUUUGUUUCUGGUACUAUGUGAGAUUAAGGGCUAGCAUUAUCAGGUCACAAUCAAGAGAACAUGCACGUAGCUUUAAGAUUCCCUAAGAUGAGUUGCCCUUUGCUUCUCCAGUCUGUUCUGCAUUCUCUUGCUGUAAAUAAGGGCAGAUGAUGGGUCAUCAUGAAGGAAAAGGGGCUAGGAGAAGUUCAGCCUUCUUAUCUCCCUCAGCAGAAGGGAAAGUUUAAGAAGUGUAUCUGUGGUCUCCAGGAUACAACCUGGGAAUCAUAGCUAAUAGACUUGAAAGACUAACUGGUUUGCGAGACCUCAGUUUCCAGCAGGUGACUGAUUAUCUAAGUAGUUCAGUUGCUUUGUAAUGUUUUAUGAGAACAAAAUAUACCUUUUGAAAUGCUGAUGAAAUUCUUGAAAGGCAAUAGAACUUUCAAUAAAUUUUAGUUUUUUGCGGUUUCCACAUAAAAGCUGCAGUUUUAUUUUAUUGUAAUGGAAAGAGGCACAUUAAACAAUUUUAUUGUCAUGGUUUUUUGACAUGCUUUUUUCCAUUACCACUCAGACUUACAUAAACCAUGAAAGGACUAGCAACUCCACCCCAGUUUCAAAGGUUUUAGGCAGCCAAACCCUCAAUAUUUAUAGUAUCCAAGUUCUGGAGAACUAUUUAGUAAUGUGUAUGCCCCUCUAGCAUUUUGUCAUCACCAGUUCUUCUUUCAUAUUCUGUUAACUAAAAUCAUGCAAGAGAUGAUCUUUGACUUGGCAUGGGAUGCAGCUUAGUCUACUUUGCUUUGUUCACACCUAUAUGGUUAAACCCCGGUGAGAAUUUGUAUGACUCCAUAAACCCCUUUCACUCCUGAGCACAGGAAGUUGUCAUAACUCCGUUUCCUCUUCUGAAAAGAAAAAAAAAUCAAUAGAGUU